This is a messenger RNA of Schistosoma rodhaini, 4436 nucleotides long. Lineage: Eukaryota; Metazoa; Platyhelminthes; Trematoda; Strigeidida; Schistosomatidae. The record is from the annotation of a GenBank genome assembly.
UUUUUUUAAAGAAUUAGUGUUACGUUAAGAUAUACAUAUAUGCAACAAAUAAUAGUAUAUAAUGAGAUGUAUAACAUCUAUCUAUGUAUCAUGUCUAUAUGAGUUUGUUACUUUGUUUGUAUGUAUUAUUGUCUGUAAGAAGAGAGCCUAUAGUUGCUUUAAUUUAAAUUAACAAUGAUUAGAUAGUAGACAUUUGUUUUCCUAUACCCUUAAAUAAGAAAAGAGAGGAAAUAUAAUAUAUUUAUCAUUUCUGUGAACUUUGUUAAAAGAAAUCAGUAGGAUAAAGAAAAAUAACACCCCUUUCAUUAUCAGAAACUAUUUAUCCAUUUUAUGAUAUAUUGAUAAACACAAACAGACAAAAUAAAAUUAAAACAUUAUUACUUUUAUAUACAUUAAUUUACAUUUAUUUAUCAACCCUAUCGAAAAUAAAUCAACUCACACUAUUAAACUAAAAAAAUAAAAUGGAACAAUCAUAUUCAAUGGUGUCAACUCAAACCCCUUUUAUGACUGAUUUUUAUUGUUAGAUUGUAAACAAACAAAAAUAUAAUAGAAAUUUUGCCAAGUAAAAGUGAACUCUUACAUUAUUCUUCAUUCAAUUCGAAUAUCAUUAUUAAUCUAAACUGUAUCAAGUAUGAAAAUGAAUCUUCGAUAAACAAAAUGAAUAUGAAUGAAGAAUUAAAUAUCGCUACAAGUAAUAAUGAUUUUAUACUGAAUGAUGAAUCGAACAAUUCAUGGAAGAAUUCUAUAGAAUAUGAAUCUUUCUAUUCCACUCCCACUAAUAAUACUCAUACUAAUAAUGGCAUUACCUUCACUCCAGAAAAAACUACAACAAAUUCUCCAAAUAACAACAACAAUGAUGUAUCUUAUUCAUUUGAUGAAACAACCAGACAAAUAAAUGAUAAAAUUUUAGAUAUAAACAGUCGAAACAAUUUUCUCAUGGAUACAAUAAAUGAUAAAAUAAAACAACCAGAUAAUUCAUGUUAUUCAAUAUGGCAAAAUUUUGUAACAACCCUACUAAACAAUAAUAAUAAUAAACCAUCCCCUGAGAAAGAAAUUGAUGAUGCAAAUAAACUGACAAAAUGCCAUUCACCACUUAAUUCAUCAUGCUUCAAUGUAACUAUGGACUGCACAGAUUCUUCACAUACCUAUGUAUCAACAGCAAAAAGUAGUGAUAAUAAUAAUAUGACUUCCAUGUCCAAACAGCUUAAUAAUACACCGAAAAAACGGAAAACAGCUUAUGGAAUACGUGAUAUACUAGAGGAUUCCUGUAAAGACAAUGAGAUUGUUCAAAAAUCGAAUGAUUUCAAUGAUAAAAUCGAUAUAAUUAAAAGUGAAAAACCAGAGAAACAUUUAAGUGAUGAGAUUGAAUCUGUCGAAAGUAAACUAAAUAAGAGUUAUUUAUCAUGGUGGAAUACAUUACAGUCUUUAACAUCAUCACAUUUAACUAAUACAUUAGAUAAUUCUUUAAAUAAAACAGAUGAUAAUACACUUCAAUUGAUCUAUCAACAAUAUCGUUUACUUGAAAAAAUGUCAGCAUUACCAGAAAAUUUUCAUUCAAAUUAUUCAUUACACUUAGCACAAAUAAACAAGAAUAAAACAGAGAAUAAUCCCACGAAUCAAUCAACCUCUUCAUAUCAAAAUCAUUAUACAACUAAUAUUGAUUCAGAAGAAAAUAUUGAAACUAAAUCCAAGUUGAAUCAACUACAUUCAAGUAUGAAUUUAUUCAAACGAAUUGUAUCAAAUUUGACCAAUGAACAAUUACCUCAACUAUUAUCAUCGACAAUAGGAGGGGCAUUUAUAACGUCAACGACAACAGCAACAACAACGACGACACCUUGUUUAAUGAAAAAAGAAGGAUGUAAUACAUUUUUAAACUGUUUAAAUAAUAAACACUAUAAAUCGUAUGAUUGUGAAAAUCUUUUCAAUAUGGCUGCAGCCACAGUAGCUGCCAUGGCAGCUGCAGCAUCAAUGACAAGUUAUCACUCACCAUUAAAUAAUUUACAUAAUUCAACUCAUCAUACAUCAUCAAAUUUAUAUGAUUCAUUGAAUAUAUUCCAAAAUCCUCCAUUAACUGAUUAUAAUUUGUCAAAUCAUAACAUUACUACUACAUCUGCAAAUACGGUAAAUGACAAUAAUAAUAAUAUUACAAGUAAUAAUAGUAAUGUUACAUCAAUUCCGUCUAAUAAUUCAUUUAAUUCAAAUAUAAGUAAUAUUCAUUUACCUAUAGGAUUAUCAACAGGACAUAUGAAUAGUACAAGUAAUGCCAUGCCUAAUAUUCAUCAUUCAUUAACAUCGCCUACAUCAUCAUCAUCACCAUCACCUUCGACACUUGUUAGUACAAGUAAUAAUGGAAUAAGUUCAACAAAUUCUUGGAUAAGAACAAAUGAAAAUACACUUGGUGCUAUCGAUAAAGAUGGAAAAAAGAAGCAUACACGUCCAACGUUUUCUGGCCAACAAAUAUUUGCAUUGGAGAAAACAUUUGAACAAACAAAAUAUUUAGCUGGUCCAGAAAGAGCUCGUUUAGCUUAUUUCUUAGGAAUGUCUGAAAGUCAGGUUAAAGUAUGGUUUCAAAAUAGACGAACAAAAUGGCGAAAAAAGAAUGCAGCUGAAAUGAUGUCAAGUAGAUCUAAUCUGUUCACAGAAAAUCCAACAUCUAAUUUAACUACUAAUGCUGUACAAUUAGCUAGUGGUGAUUAUGAUCAUACGGAUUUAGGAAGUGAAAGUAUGAGUGGAGAUGAUUGUUUUUCAUCUGAUGAUGUAAAUAUGACUAGACCAGAAUCAAAUCAUUUGCCGUUAGAACAAAAUUAUCAAUCGGAAAUGGAUAAUGAGCAAAAACGUAAUGUAACUUUCUCUAUCCCAAUUACUACCAAUAACAAUUUUCCUAUCAAUACUAUUAGAGAUAAUUUUGAAGUAAGUAAUAAUAAUAUAUCUAUGGGAGUCGAUUACACAAAUACUCAGAAAAUAUCAUCAACUUCAAUUAAUUUGGAUAAAGAUAGUAAUUCUUGCAAGCAAGCACAAUUAAAUGAUCUAAAUUUAUUAAACUUAAUGUCUAAAUCACUUGAACAUCAGCAGGAAUGGUUUCAAAAAUAUAACCAAUCCAAUCCACUUAAUAUAUCACCUACCCAAAUGAUUAAUCCACAACAUUCUUCCUUUCUUAAUGCAUAUGGUUUGAAUCUGUUAAACACUUCCUCUAAUGAUAACCAAGACGGAAUAUCUCAUACUUCAACUAUAAGUCAAUCAACAAGUAAUAAUAAAAGAACUUACUCCCUUAAUAAUGAUGAUUUUUCUCUAGGAUCAUCUACAUCAAAAGGAUUUAGUAUUCCCAAAGUGAACGAAAUAUCAUCCUUACAUCAUCCCUCUACGUUUAAUGAAGAAAAUCUGAAUAUGAAAUAUAAUUUAAAAUAUUAUGCCACUCCAAAUUUUCACAACCAUUUAACUACAUCUAUGAAUAAUGACAAAAGAAAUCUUAAUCAAAAUAAACAUCAGAAAACAUCAUUUUCUGAAGAUUUAUUCUCUUCAAAAAACACAUGAGCAUUUCAAUCACCAUUAAUACAGACAUUAAUAUUAACGUUUAAUCGGUUGAGAAGAUCUUUGAUAAUUUGGAAUUUCUAAGAUAACGGUUUUCCCGUUAUAUCAUAAUAAAAGUGAUUCAAAAAAGUACCCUAACACUUCAAAUGAAUACAACUUAAGUCAUCAAUCAUGUAUAGAAUUAAUAUUAUUAUUAUUUUUAUUAUUAUUAUCAUCAUCAUCAAUGAUUGUAUUGCUCUUCUCCAUUUUGAUGGUCUAUUCAAUGAAUUCAAAUUCAUCAAUCAAAUACAUAAUCAUUAUUUCUUUCUUAAUUUAAUGGUAACAGCUUAUGGUAAACAAAUAUAGAAAUUAUGAAAAUAUGAAAUAUAAUAUACAUAUAUUUUCUUUUCAAUUAUGUUACAUCUUAAAAAAAGUAGUAAACAUACUACUUCUAAUACUAAUUUCGUCAUUAGUAGUAUUUUUAAAAAGAAAUUAAGAAUUGAAAUAACUACUAUGUUACAAUUAUACUAAAACUUUAAUAUAUUCAAUCAUUCUAUUUUAAAGUACACAUCAGUAAACUUAUUUGAUUAACAUACAUAAAUAUUUGUUUAAUUAAAACAAAAAUUAAAAAAAUUGUAAAGAAAAAAUAUUUUACUGUUUCAUUUGAAAUUUAUUUCACACUUGCAAAAUGUAUAAUGAAAUAGAAUAUUGAAUGAUCAAAUGUUUGUUCAUAAAUAGGUCAACAACAACAACAACAACAAAAAUUUAGGUUUCAAAAGAUGCUUCUUUUAAAAUGAAACAAUAUUUAAAUAAAAUGUAAAACAUUCAUUGUGUAUAUUUUCUUUUUUUCUGUUGUUGUUAUUGUUGUUGCUUUUAGGUGCAAUCAGUAUGUAAUUAGAAAUAUUUCCAUAUUAUAUAUAUUUUAAGAU